This is a messenger RNA of Pteronotus mesoamericanus, 1493 nucleotides long. RefSeq names its product RNA binding motif protein 34 (gene RBM34). The record is from RefSeq and is a predicted model, not a curated record. NCBI's taxonomy places the organism in Eukaryota, Metazoa, Chordata, Mammalia, Chiroptera, Mormoopidae. The transcript is spliced from 10 exons. Gene Ontology annotation, molecular function: RNA binding. The coding region runs from base 66 to 1442 and encodes 458 amino acids.
GGAAGUUGCCGGGACGCGGAAUUGCGGGCCCUCGUGCUGCGGCUCCUGGAGGCCUCCGGCUGAGAAUGGCCCUAAAGGGGAAGGACAAAGAGAGGAAGGAGGAGAGAGCCGCGGCGGGACGAGUGGCACGCGGCUCGUGUCCCAGGGCUCGGGCAGGUGAGCGGAGGCGCGGCGUGUCCGAGCCCCUGGCGUCGGUCUCCGGGCGGAGCCCGGACAGCGGCGGCGGGGGGCCUCCGCAGGCGGACUACCGAGUGGGACAGGUGGCUGACAGCUUGGGCGGCGGCGGCGGGCGCCGCUCCGGAGGCGGCACCGGUCGGCUGGCGGCGCUCUUCCGCUGCGGGGAGUCGCAGCUCCAACCCGUGUACGUGCCUGUGCCAGAUGGAACCACCAGGAAAAGGAAGCGGGAUGAGGAGGAAGACAGUACAUCCCAGAUGGAGAGGCCACUUUUGCAAGAACCUGCAAAAAAAGUGAAAGUGAAGAAACUUUCUGAUGCAGACAAAAAGUUGGCCAACAGAGAAAAUGCUCUAGCAAGUGCUGAUUUAGAAGAAAAAGAAACUCACCAGAAACAAGGGCAGAAAAGGAAAAUUUCUCAAUCUGGUGUUAAAGUAGCAGAUAAAAAAGUACUUGAUGAUGCCGAUUACCCAGCUGUCAAUCAAAGGAAGAAAAUUCAAAUCAACCAAGAGGAAGAGAGGUUAAAGAAUGAGAGAACUGUGUUUGUGGGGAAUUUGCCUGUCACAUGUAAUAAGAAGAAGCUGAAGUCGUUUUUUAAAGAGUAUGGACCAAUAGAAUCUGUGCGAUUUCGCUCUGUGAUUCCAGCAGAGGGAACUAUGUCCAAAAAGUUGGCUGCAAUAAAACGUAAAAUUCAUCCUGAUCAGAAAAAUAUUAACGCUUAUGUUGUAUUUAAGGAUGAAAAAGCUGCUACUAAAGCAUUGAACAGAAACGGAGCCCAGAUUGCUGACGGAUUCCGUAUUCGAGUUGACCUAGCCUCGGAGACCUCAUCUAGAAACAAGAGAUCAGUGUUUGUGGGGAAUCUUCCAUACAAAGUCGAAGAGUCUGCGGUUGAAGGCCAUUUCCUGGACUGUGGGAACAUCGUGGCAGUAAGGAUCGUGAGAGACCAGCUGACAGGUGCCGGCAGAGGGUUCGGCUAUGUGCUCUUCGAGAAUACAGAUGCUGUUCAUCUUGCUCUGAAAUUAAAUAAUUCUGAACUGAUGGGAAGAAAACUCAGAGUCAUGCGUUCUGUUAAUAAAGAAAAAUUAAAACAAAAUUCAAAUCCCAAUCUGAAGCAUGUCGGUAAACAGAAGAAGGGACUUAAUUUUGCUUCAAAAAAUGUAGGACAUUCUAAAAAUUUAUUUAUUGGAGAAAAAGCUGUUCUUGUCAAGAAGAAGAAGAAGAAAGGACAAAAGAAAAGCGGACAAACUAAGAAACAGAAAAAACAGAAGUAGCAGUCUGAAGCUUUGUUUUUUUCUACUGAGUACUGGUAAUAAAAGUGCGAU